Messenger RNA from Diceros bicornis minor, 6586 nucleotides. RefSeq names its product PR/SET domain 10 (gene PRDM10). The coding region runs from base 417 to 3863 and encodes 1148 amino acids. Lineage: Eukaryota; Metazoa; Chordata; Mammalia; Perissodactyla; Rhinocerotidae. Gene Ontology annotation, molecular function: protein binding. Gene Ontology annotation, biological process: regulation of gene expression. The record is from RefSeq and is a predicted model, not a curated record. Gene Ontology annotation, cellular component: nucleus. The transcript is spliced from 22 exons.
GCCGACUGAAUAAGCGUCUCAGGAUCUUCGUCAUGACUCUUAAAUCUGGGCCUGUCAGUUCGCCCCAGCCUUACUCGUCUCUAAGCAGGGCAUGGGGUUUACAGAGUUCAACCAAUCAUAUAACGCCGAGAUCAGGUUGCCAGGCAGAUUAUGCUAACGAUACCCCGCCUUUUAUGCUGCUCCCACUCUGCGGCGGGAAGAACCACCUGGAGGUGGCGGGGGGGUUUGAUUUCCAUCACCCCUAGGGAGAGAGGACCGGGGACCCGCUGAUCUUCCAGCUCCCCUCACCCAACGUCGUGCGCAUUGCAGAGAGGUCUUUUUGUCCUUCAUGAACACUCACGUGGUGGACAGAUGACUGUCCUCCACCCUGCCCUGCCCUAGGUGCCCUGGACGUGGAGCUGUCCAGUAGGGAAAGGAUGGAUUCCAAAGAUGAAAGCUCACACGUGUGGCCUACGUCUGCAGAACAUGAAGAGAAUGCUGCACAGGUGCACUUUGUUCCAGACGCUGCAACUGUGGCUCAGAUCGUCUACACCGAUGACCAGGUUCGCCCUCCCCAGCAGGUGGUGUACACGGCAGAUGGUGCCUCCUACACGUCAGUGGAUGGCCCGGAGCAUACGCUGGUGUACAUCCAUCCUGUGGAAGCUGCGCAGACUCUCUUUACAGACCCAGGCCAGGUAGCUUAUGUCCAACAGGAUGCUACAGCUCAGCAGGCCUCAUUACCAGUGCAUAACCAGGUGUUACCUUCAAUUGAGAGUGUGGAUGGGUCAGACCCUUUGGCAACUCUGCAGAACCCUAUGGGUAGACUGGAGGCCAAAGAGGAAGAGGAUGAGGAUGAGGAUGAGGAUACCGAGGAAGAUGAGGAAGAAGAUGGUGAAGACACAGACCUGGAUGACUGGGAACCAGAUCCACCUCGGCCCUUCGACCCUCACGACUUGUGGUGUGAGGAGUGUAAUAAUGCACAUUCUUCAGUGUGCCCAAAGCAUGGCCCCUUGCAUCCCAUCCCCAACCGGCCUGUGCUCACGAGGGCGAGAGCGAGCCUCCCCCUGGUCCUCUACAUCGACAGGUUCCUCGGAGGAGUGUUCUCCAAAAGGCGCAUCCCCAAGCGCACCCAGUUUGGCCCAGUGGAGGGACCCCUCGUCAGGGAGUCCGAGCUGAAAGACUGUUAUAUUCAUUUAAAGGUUUCUCUUGAUAAAGGGGACAGGAAAGACAGAGACCUGCAUGAGGACCUCUGGUUUGAGUUGUCUGAUGAGACCCUUUGUAACUGGAUGAUGUUUGUGCGUCCAGCCCAGAAUCACCUGGAGCAGAACCUGGUGGCUUACCAGUACGGCCACCAUGUGUAUUACACAACAAUAAAGAAUGUGGAACCCAAGCAGGAGCUUAAGGUGUGGUAUGCUGCGUCCUAUGCUGAAUUCGUGAACCAGAAAAUUCAUGACAUUUCUGAGGAAGAAAGGAAAGUUCUUCGAGAGCAAGAGAAGAAUUGGCCCUGCUAUGAAUGUAACCGCCGAUUUAUAAGCUCAGAGCAGUUGCAACAGCAUCUCAAUUCUCAUGAUGAGAAACUGGAUGUGUUUAGCAGAGCAAGAGGCAGAGGAAGGGGACGAGGCAAGAGGCGAUUUGGCCCAGGUCGACGGCCAGGGCGUCCUCCAAAAUUUAUCCGCUUGGAAAUAACCAGCGAAAACGGGGAAAAGUGUGAUGAUGGGACACAGGACCUGCUACAUUUUUCCACCAAGGAACAGUUUGAUGAGGCUGAACCAGCUACUCUGAAUGGGCUGGAUCAACCAGAACAGACCACUCUCCCAAUCCCUCAGCUGCCACAAGAAACCCAGUCUUCUCUGGAGCAUGAGCCAGAAACUCACAGCCUCCACCUGCAGCCCCAGCAAGAGGAGAGUGUCCUGCCCACCCAGAGCACGUUGACGCCCGAUGACAUGCGCAGAGCCAAGCGCAUCCGAAAUGCAGCUCUUCAGCAUCUGUUUAUUCGAAAGUCCUUCCGGCCUUUUAAAUGUUUGCAGUGUGGGAAGGCCUUUCGUGAAAAGGACAAGCUGGACCAACACCUGCGCUUCCACGGGCGGGAGGGGAGCUGCCCCUUGACCUGUGACCUCUGUAACAAGGGCUUCAUCAGCAGUGCCUCCUUGGAGAGCCACAUGAAGCUCCAUUCGGACCAGAAGACUUACUCUUGCAUUUUUUGCCCAGAAUCCUUUGACCGCCUUGAUUUGUUGAAAGAUCAUGUGGCUAUUCAUAUCAAUGAUGGCUACUUCACCUGCCCAACUUGUAAGAAACGCUUCCCAGAUUUUAUCCAGGUGAAAAAACACGUGCGAAGCUUCCACUCAGAGAAGAUCUACCAGUGCACAGAGUGCGACAAAGCCUUCUGUCGUCCUGACAAACUGCGACUCCACAUGCUCCGACAUUCGGAUCGCAAAGAUUUCCUGUGUUCGACGUGUGGGAAGCAAUUUAAGCGAAAAGACAAACUACGGGAACAUAUGCAAAGGAUGCAUAAUCCUGAGAGGGAGGCCAAGAAAGCUGACCGCAUCAGCCGCUCCAAGACUUUUAAGCCUCGGAUCACGUCCACUGACUAUGACAGCUUCACGUUCAAGUGCCGCCUGUGUAUGAUGGGCUUCCGGAGACGAGGCAUGCUGGUAAAUCACUUAUCAAAGAGACACCCAGACAUGAAGAUAGAAGAGGUGCCAGAGUUGACUCUACCCAUCAUAAAACCCAACCGUGAUUACUUCUGUCAGUACUGUGAUAAGGUUUAUAAAAGUGCCAGCAAGCGAAAAGCCCAUAUUCUGAAGAACCAUCCAGGGGCUGAGCUCCCACCAAGCAUUAGGAAGCUUCGUCCUGCUGGCCCCGGAGAACCAGACCCCAUGCUGAGCACCCACACCCAGCUCACGGGCACCAUAGCUACCCCUCCCGUCUGCUGCCCUCACUGCUCCAAACAGUACAGCAGCAAGACCAAGAUGGUACAACAUAUUCGAAAGAAGCAUCCAGAGUAUGCCCAGCUCCCUAACACCUUACAUACACCACUGACGACAGCUGUGAUCAGUGCUACCCCAGCAGUUCUAACUACAGAUAGUGCCACUGGAGAGACUGUGGUGACAACGGACCUGCUAACCCAAGCCAUGACAGAACUGUCCCAGACCUUAACCACAGAUUACCGAACACCACAAGGGGACUACCAGAGAAUUCAGUAUAUCCCUGUGUCACAGUCCACAUCGGGUCUUCAGCAGCCUCAGCACAUACAACUGCAAGUGGUGCAAGUGGCCCCGGCCACUUCCCCUCACCAGUCUCAGCAGUCCACUGUGGAUGUUGGCCAGCUCCACGACCCUCAGACCUACACCCAGCAUGCCAUCCAGGUGCAGCACAUCCAGGUCACUGAGCCCACAGCCUCGGCACCAUCCUCAUCCCAGCCUCUGAGCCCCUCUUCCCAGCAGUCUCAGCAGGGGCUCAGCCCCUCCCACAUACAAGGUGGUUCUUCUGCACAAGGCCAGGCCCUCCAGCAGCAGCAGCAGAGUUCCUCUGUACAACACACCUACUUACCCAAUGCUUGGAAUUCCUUCCGUGGCUAUUCAUCUGAGAUUCAAAUGAUGACACUUCCCCCAGGUCAGUUUGUGAUUACAGACAGUGGUGUGGCAACUCCUGUCACCACUGGUCAAGUGAAGGCCGUUACUCCGGGUCAUUAUGUGUUAUCAGAAAGUCAACCAGAAUUGGAGGAAAAGCAAGCUUCUGCUCUCUCCGGGGGAGUCCAGGUUCAGACAACUGCACACAGUGACUUGGACCCCCAGACCACCAGCCAACAGCAGCCCACACAGUACAUCAUUACAACCACCACCAACGGGAAUGGGAGCAGUGAAGUGCAUAUCACUAAACCUUAACUUCUGUCCCUGAGCUAGAAUGGAGCAGUCACAUCCUGUUUCUCAUUCAUAAGUCCGAAAGCUUCUGACACUUAGAACUCUUUUUUAAGAUUUAUCAUUCACUCAAGAGUUUGGAAACUACAGUUUUGACACUCAUACAUACACUGGGACUUAUUUUCUCAAGGUCAUAUUUACCAAACUGACUCUUCAAACCCUAGGAGUUUCUGCCAUGGAAUGCAGAUCUUUCAGGGGAAAGUAGAUUUCAAGAUGGAGAAAAUUUGCCUUGCUCUUGAGUUGGUUUUUUAACACAUUGAUAAGCCUUACUUUUCCUUUGUGGAAAUAUUAAGUGGUGUAUUGUGUUUGUACCAAAGGUGGAGAAAGGAUGUGCCAAGUCCAUGGCCACUGGACUUCUUAAUUCCAAGCCGUGGCACCAAAGGAGAAGGGGCAUUUUAUGGGUGUGUGUUAGGUCAGAACUACUUCAUCUUGUGAGUCUGUGUUUUCAGUAAUUUAACAAAGGGAGCCUACUGAAUAUGAAAAUAAAAUUGAUGAAACAAAGGUUUGACAGUGAUGUUCUGAAAGAAAAACUGCCAUCUAAAUUUUUUUUCUUAUUGCUGAUUUUUUUUUUUUAAUUGCCUUUUUUGGAAAACUGUUGUUGGGCUAUUGGUAGUGCUUUCCACAGAUGAUGGCCAUCAGCAGAUUAUGGUAGAACCUCACGUUCAGAUAGAUCUGACUUGAUUACUCCACGAUGGUGGACUCCCUGUAAGAGAAAAGGUUACUUGAUGUCAGCAGAAUUUCAACUCCUACGUUAAAGCAUUGCCUCCCUUUCUCUGGUUGUGGUUGUAGUAAGAGGAUAUUGGAGAUACUGGUACCAAGAAAAAUGACUAAAACAAUUAUAGAUAUAAAGUAAAAAGCACUGAAACCUUGUCCUGCCUUACAGGACCCAUUUACCAUUCAUCAGUAAAGGAUGAAUUCCUUGCUCUUACCAUGUGUACAUUCAAUUCUUGCUCACAGCAUUCAGUGUAUUUUAGUACUUCUAAUGCUAUCUUAAAAUGAACAUUCUUUAAGGUUGGAUGGAAAGGUGGCCCUCUUUAUUUCUUAAUAUUUUUAACUUUAAACAUAUUGCAACUCAUCUGGACCUUUUGGUAAGAUGACCAACUUUACACUUAGGGAAAAACAAAAAUGUGGGGAACAUUUAUAAUAUGUUAAGGUAAUUAUAAGGGGUUUGGAGGAAAUCCAGUCUUUAUGAAUAUUACAGUUAGAUGGGAGAUGAAAGAAAAUCUGCCUCGAUAGUUUUCCUUAUGUGUGUUCCUGUUUAGAGUCUUGUUAGCUAUGAAUUCAAUGGGGAAAAAUAUUUCCUUUCUUUUUACUGUACAUUCCAGUUGUACACAUAAAACAUUGCAGAAAUCAGUAUGUAUUUUAACAACUUUUUGUGACGUACUAACACAUUUUUAGAAUAAUUAUUGCAUGGUAGAAUUUAUCACUCCAGAAUAGAAAGACCUAACUUCAGUUUCAAAUGAAGUUAACUAAUUUAUUUUAUUUACAUUUCUGGGUAAGAACUGGUUCUAUAAAUUAAGAAGUAUAGUAGCUUCUCUAUAGUAAAGAUAUCUUUCUGAAAAGUAAACAGUUCUGUUGAAAUAACUUUACUAAUGUGUAGAUUUUGCACUUUAUUUUUGAGACCUCAUUCAUUUAGUUAUCCUUGAAAAUUUGGGCACUAAAAGAACUUGAGAAAGUUACUCAGUAAAUGCGUAGAAACUGAAAAUGGACUCUCUAUCUUUGGUAACAAAGAGUCACAAAAUAGAGACUCGGGGUCCCAAAGUCCCAUAAUGUAAUGACUGUAAAUAUCCCCGUGUCCAGUCUACAAAGACUUGCUAGGUGAAGAAUAUUAGACUUUCCUAAAGGUCCAGUUUAAUUUUUAUACUUUAAAUUUGGCCCUAUUGGGUCCUUUUUAAUUUGAACCAACAAGGUACCUCCCGUCCCCUCAGGAAUAACUUAUCACUGAGUGGAAUGUUCAUUUUAUGCCAGUUAUUUCAAGUUUUAAAAUACACAAACAAAAUAUUGUGGAAGGACCUCUUUGUCUCCUUCCCAUCUAAGUUUUUUUUUUUCUUUUUUCUUUUGCCCUUAUGUGGAAUAAGUAAAACUAAUUUGUAUAUUAUUCACCAGAGAUGCAGGUGGCUGUCAAGCCAAACAACACUGCGUUAAGAUCAGGUAUUCUGCACAUUCAUUCCAAGGUAAUAGAUUUUCAAAAGGCCUUGGAUUUGAAGAGAUGGCAGAUUAUAAGCCAUCUGAGGACCCAAUUCGGAAAAAAUGUACGUAGCCAAUGUUUAUACUGUGGCCUCUCUUAAGACACAUUGGCACUGCAGACUUUGAUCAGUGCAUUUGAAAAUUUUGGAGUAGGUUACAUAUAGAUUUUACAUUUUUAUUGUUUGAUUUCUGCCCACAUAAAUAGACAUUUCAUCAUGUAAAAUUCCUGUUAUUCUGGAUAAACCUAUUGUUUUGAUCUUCUUCAAUUAUUUUCUGAUUUGGAAUUAUCCUUUCAAGAAACUUAAGAUGUCUAGAGCUAAAAAGCACUUCAUGAGACGCUAAAGAUGAUCCACAGGUUGAAAAUGUUGACCCUAUCCUGUUAUUUAAAUGUGAACAUUUAUUGUACAUUCAGUGAGUUAUAGUGUUAAUAGUGUUGUGCUACUCAGCAGGUGUAAAAAUUAAUAAAUAUUUUUUUUAAUAAACUUCCUUGUUUGUGUGUGUGA